AUGCCCAACGAUGAGCUGCCGGUGUUCCUGUCAGCACUGAUUACGAGAUUAUCAGCAUUUACUAUCUUCAAGUUCAAGAGCGCUCCUUCCCCAGUCUCUUCCAUCACAGUGACUACACCACCAGAGGUCCAUGCAUCUAAAGGCGAUACUGUCACAUUGUCCUGUUCAUUUACUUCCACAAGUAGGCCAACUAGUAGGAUGACAGUUGACUGGUCUUACCGGCCUCAGAGUGGAGGUCCACCAAUGAUGUUUCUCCAUUUCUCCUCACGGGCAUACCCACCAACAGAGGGUCAGUUCGGCGGUCGAAUCCGGUGGCAAGGCACCCCGGCACGUGGAGAUGCUUCCAUCUCUUUAAUCAAUGCCACACUGAAUGACAAUGGGACCUUUACAUGCACAGUCAGAAACCCUCCUGAUGUCCACGGGUCCACGACUUCACACACUGUACUUACUGUCACACCAAGGGUGCCCAGCAUUCGCUUCUCAGAUGUUGCAGUCCUCCUUUUUUUCAUCCUCCUUCCCUCUGCUGUCAUAACCCUCAUUCUUAUUGGACGGAUGCUGUGUCCCAAGAAAGAGCGUAACCAAUCAAAGGCCCACAGAUCACCCAUAGAGGUCACAGAGGGGGAUGAAUAUGGCAUCCCAGGAUACACACACAAAGAAGAAAGGGCCAAAUGCUGUGACCUAUAUCUGACGGACUCAGAUGAAGAGUAUUACUUAAAAGACUUUAAAAAGAGGCCUCCUGAAGCCGAAGGCUACGCUGACUCCCACUGCUAGAGAACCCCGGUGGUCAGGAGAUGUAACUGCAGCCUGGCGCUUUAUAGGCAGUCGAUGCAGGAUUGUCACAGUCCACCACAUAUGCCACAGUCCACCACUCAGCCACUCCACCACUUGGUGAUGAGGUUUGUUUUGGUGACCCCUUUGGUAAAUACUCCAUAUAUUUAACACU
Molecule: messenger RNA, 943 nt
Organism: Pelmatolapia mariae (spotted tilapia)
Lineage: Eukaryota; Metazoa; Chordata; Actinopteri; Cichliformes; Cichlidae
Gene: mpzl3
Product: myelin protein zero-like 3
Exons: 6
Coding region: 1-771 (256 amino acids)
Cellular component (GO): plasma membrane
Source: RefSeq, a predicted model, not a curated record